This is a messenger RNA of Procambarus clarkii (red swamp crayfish), 1302 nucleotides long. The record is from RefSeq and is a predicted model, not a curated record. Lineage: Eukaryota; Metazoa; Arthropoda; Malacostraca; Decapoda; Cambaridae.
AUGACGGAGGUCACCUUCGGUCUGCUUAUAUUGGACGUGCUACCAGCCACCAAGACGCCGGAAGACGUGAUACCAGCCACUAAGACGCCGGAAGACGUGAUACCAGCCACCAAGACGCCGAAGGACGUGCUACCAGCCACCAAGACGCCGGAGGACGUGCUACCAGCCACCAAGACGCCGGAGGACGUGCUACCAGCCACCAAGACGCCGGAGGACGUGCUACCAGCCACCAAGACGCCGGAGGACGUGCUACCAGCCACCAAGACGCCGGAAGACGUGCUACCAGCCACCAAGACGCCGAAGGACGUGCUACCAGCCACCAAGACGCCGAAGGACGUGCUACCAGCCACCAAGACGCCGGAAGACGUGCUACCAGCCACCAAGACGCCGAAGGACGUGCUACCAGCCACCAAGACGCCGGAAGACGUGCUAUCAGCCACCAAGACGCCGAAGGACGUGCUACCAGCCACCAAGACGCCGAAGGACGUGCUACCAGCCACCAAGACGCCGAAGGACGUGCUACCAGCCACCAAGACGCCGGAAGACGUGCUAUCAGCCACCAAGACGCCGAAGGACGUGCUACCAGCCACCAAGACGCCGAAGGACGUGCUACCAGCCACCAAGACGCCGAAGGACGUGCUACCAGCCACCAAGACGCCGAAGGACGUGCUACCAGCCACCAAGACGCCGAAGGACGUGCUACCAGCCACCAAGACGCCGGAAGACGUGCUACCAGCCACCAAGACGCCGGAGGACGUGCUACCAGCCACCAAGACGCCGGAGGACGUGCUACCAGCCACCAAGACGGAGGAGGACGUGAUACCAGCCACCAAGACGCCGGAGGACGUGCUACCAGCCACCAAGACGCCGGAGGACGUGCUACCAGCCACCAAGACGCCGGAAGACGUGCUACCAGCCACCAAGACGCCGAAGGACGUGCUACCAGCCACCAAGACGCCGAAGGACGUGCUACCAGCCACCAAGACGCCGGAGGACGUGCUACCAGCCACCAAGACGCCGGAGGACGUGCUACCAGCCACCAAGACGCCGGAGGACGUGCUACCAGCCACCAAGACGGAGGAGGACGUGCUACCAGCCACCAAGACGCCGGAGGACGUGCUACCAGCCACCAAGACGCCGGAGGACGUGCUACCAGCCACCAAGACGCCGAAGGACGUGCUACCAGCCACCAAGACGCCGCCCUUACCUACCCCUCGCUCACAUCUUGGAACUCAUCAGGUAGAACAAACCUGCCUCUUUCCUGGGAGACUUCACAACCAAACACAGAGCCCUAGGUCAUGA